This is a messenger RNA of Aureococcus anophagefferens, 2010 nucleotides long. RefSeq lists its product as hypothetical. Bases 1 to 2010 code for a protein of 669 amino acids. The transcript has a single exon. The record is from RefSeq and is a predicted model, not a curated record. NCBI's taxonomy places the organism in Eukaryota, Pelagophyceae, Pelagomonadales, Pelagomonadaceae.
AUGGAGAUGUUGGAGCAACAGGUUGUCCCGAAUACGGCGCCGCCGGCGGCGCCGGCCGCUCCGCCGGAAUCGCUCCCGGCGGAGCCGCCUGCGCUCGACCCCAAACCGGCGGCGGACCCGGCGCCGAGCAGCGAGGUCGUGACGCCCGAGGUCGUCGCCGCCGACAGCGACAGCGACGACGACCUCGAGCUCGAGGGCCUCAUCGCCUGCCAGGAGACGACGUUCCACGAGGCGCCGCCGCCGCCGCGGUCGCCGAGCCCCGCGGGCCCCGACUACGCGGGCCUCGCGGACCUCAGCCGGGAGCGGCUCGCGUGUCGCGUCGCCGAGGCCGGCGGCGACGGCGCCGCGAUCCGGACGUCCUGGGCCGUCGCCGCGCGGCCGGGCGUCGGCCGCGCCGCCGUGGCCUACACGACGACGGCGCCCUGCGGGCGCACCUUCGGGUCCUGCUGCGCGGACGACGUCCUCGAGUUCCUCGACCUCGCGCCGAAGAAGCGGAGGACGCCGCCGCGCGCCGAGCCGCGGCCGCCGCCGCCGGCGCCCAAGGCGCCCAAGCCGCGGGCCGCCGCGCCCACGCCCGCCGCCCCCCGGCCCGACGACGAGCCCGCGACGUACGACGGCGUCGUCUAUCGGAUGGGCGAGCGCGUCCGCGCGCGCUACAACCGCGGCUCCGUCGCCUACGGCGCGCUGGUCGCGCGCGUCUACCGCGAGGCCGACGGCCCGCUCUACGACCUCGUCUACGACGACGGCUUCCGCGACGCGCGCCUGCCCGCGCGCUUCAUCCGCGACGUCGUCCGCGCGUCGCCGCUCGAGAUCCGGCGCGCGGACUCGCGGGACUGGAUCUUCUUCGAGAGCCAGGCCAUCGCGCUGCGCCAGCUCGGCCCGUUGCUCACGCAGCAGAUGCUCCUGCGGCUGCUCCACUCCAAGGCCUGGGACGACGACCCCUUCCGCGCGCGCCGCGUCGACGCGAAGGCGGGCGUCAAGAUCCGGAACGCGCGCGACCGCGAGCAGGACGACGACUUCCGGCCGAACCGCGCCGUCGGCGAUCCGGUGCUGGCCCAGUACGACCGCGCGGGCAUCUUCUACAAGGGCACGAUCUCCAAGGUCCAUGACGGCGGCCGCGCCUACGACGUCCGCUACGAGGACGGCGACGAGGAGCUUGACAUCGACGCGUACUACGUGCUCGACGCCGACGACCCGCGGGGCGCCGAGGGCGUCGAGGGCUUGGACGGGCUCGUGGAGGCGGAGCCGCCGCGGCCCGCGAAGCAGGCGAAGAAGCGGCCGCGCGACGAGAAGCCGGCGAAGAAGAAGGACAGGGACGAGACGUUCCCCCGGCCGCCGCGGCCCGUCGAGGUCCGCCGCCGCGGCAGCGACGCGUGGACGCACUUCGCGUCGCUGUCCAAGGCCGCGAAGCACUACAAGAAUUUGCCGGCGUGGCUCGUCCAGCGGCUCGUCAGCGACCCGACGUUGAAGCACGACGUCUUCGAGUGCCGCGCGGCGGACGCGGCGCCGCCGCCGGCGAAGAAGGCCCGCGGCGCCUGCGAGGCCGGCGCCGUCGUCGUGUUGCGGAGCGGCGGCUGCUGGCGCCGGGGCGUCGCCGACGGCGAAGGGGCCGUCGCCUUCGAGGACGGGAAGACGCGCGCCGUCGACGCGGCCGACGUGGGCCUCGCGGUGCUCGGCGGCGGCGCGCCGGUGACCGCCGACGGCGAGGCCGUGCCCGAGGCCUGGCUCCUCGACGCCGCGGACCUCGUCGGCCGCGCGGUCGCGCGCGUCGAACAGGGGCGGCCGUCGCUGGGCCGCGUCGCCGCCGUCGACGCCGACGACGACGGCGCCCGGCCCUGCGUCCGCGUCCAGUGGAGCGGCGCCGCGGCGCCGAAGCGCCUGCACCUCGACGCGUUCCGCGCGAAGCUCGACGACGGCGCGCUCGCGGUCGCCGACGCGCCCGAGGCCGGCGCCGUCGCGGCGCUCCGCGCGGAGAACGCGCGCCUCCGGGCGGCGCUCGACGCGCGCUAG